UUUAAUCAUAUCGUGAAUGCAAAAAUUAUCAACACUCGAGUUAGCUAGAGAUUAAAGUGCCCGUGCAGCGCUACGCGCAGCGUCAUCGUGGGUACGUGAAUCUUGUUACGUGUUUAUACGUAACGUUAUACGAGGUAAAGUACGCGAGAUCUUUGCUUUUAUCUCGCUAACACUUGGUUGGAUCGUCGAAAUUGGACAGUCCGCGUGACAUCCUCGUAUUUUCUACACAACCGUUUCACAAACCUAAAAUUACUCUGAGAAUCAAUGGCAUAACCCUCUCCCCUCGAACAUCCGCAACAGUCCACAUGUAUCGUUUUUGACAGCCAGAUCGCAAAGUGCAUCACGAUUAAUCGUGAGAUCUAACGCACGUUUAACACAUCUCAAACUUCCAGAUUUGUCGAUGGACUACGAGAAACAAAAAGACGAGGUUACCGCGUUGGAAAGCAUCUACACCGAAGAAGAAUUUUCGUAUCACGAGGAGAAUGGCCGGUUCGAAUGCACCUUCAAAAUAUUUGUAAAUCUCCCUGCGAAAUGUCGCUUGUCGUACAAGGAUUUGAGGUACGAGGCGGACUUGGCGCAGGAGGUGCAGAUAUCGUAUCUGCCACCUUUAACAUUGCACGUCACGCUGCCGGAGGAUUAUCCAUCCACGUCCGCUCCUAUGUUUAUGUUAUGCUCCACUUGGCUAAACCCGAUAGUGCUGUCUAAGUUAUGCAGAAAGCUUGACUCGUUGUGGGAGAGCAACAAGCAGGAGAUCUUGUUCACAUGGAUGGAGUUCCUCCAGGAUAAAACGCUUAGUUUUUUAAAGAUAAAAGAUCGUGUAGACAUGGAUUCUAUGUACACGUCUUAUAAGAGAACGCUAGAGAAAUUGCAAGGUUCGGCGAACAAGGAAGCGAACGAGCCUAGUAACAAGCAAUGUAACAGCGAAGUCAGCAAAGAAAGCGUAUCGAAAAAAACCAGUGUCAUUGACAAAAGAGCCAUUCUAGACUGCCCGAUCGGUAGGAAUCCCAUUCAGAUGUUGAUCGAUUACAAUGAGAAACGAAAGCAAAUUGAAUUCAAAAAGAAUUUUUACACUUGUAAUAUCUGCUUCACCGACAAAUCAGGGGAGCAUUGCACACAGUUUCUGCCUUGCGCUCACACUUUCUGUAAAGAUUGCAUCAGAGGUUACUUUGAAGUGAAAAUCAAAGAUGGUAAUGUACAAAAUAUUUGCUGUCCCGAAGAGAAGUGCAAGUAUGAGGCUACGCCUGGCCAGGUAAAAGAGUUGGUAAGUUCGGAGUUGUUCUCAAAGUAUGAUUCCUUAUUGUUAAGUACUACGUUAGAUACUAUGAAGGACAUAGUUUACUGUCCGAGACGACACUGUCAAUAUCCAGUUACUCGCGAUCCUGAUGACAACAUGGCAAGAUGUCCCGUUUGUCAAUAUGCAUUCUGCGUUCGUUGCAAAAUGGUUUAUCAUGGGAUAGAACCCUGCAAAAUUAGUUCAGCUGAGAAACAACGAUUAUUGAACGAAUAUCAAUCAGCCAGCAAUGAGAAGAAGGCCGAAAUGGAAAAACAUUACGGCAAGAAACAGCUUCAAACGAUAAUAGAGACCACAAUGUCUGAAAAUUGGAUUAACGAUAAUAGUCACAAUUGUCCUCACUGCAAAUUUGCAAUCGAGAAAUCGGAUGGCUGUAACAAGAUGACGUGUUCGCAUUGCGGCACGUACUUCUGUUGGCUAUGCGGGACGCAGCUAAAUCCCGAAGCGCCUUAUUUGCACUAUCGACAUCCAGACUCCAAGUGUUUCAACAUGUUGUAUCGCGGAGUUAUACCCGACGAGCUGGACGACGACGACGAUUUCGAUUUUCACGCCGAAUACCUGGAUUAUUAUUCAGAGGAUGAAGAAUACAUACACGAUGAAGAUUUCGUCUUAGAAUAUGACGAUUAAAUCAAUGUUGCUUAAAUUAUAUAUUUGAUUUUCAAAUUUACAUUAUGUAUAUCAUUGAAUAACUUUUUAAACAUUUAUCGUGAUGAAAAUUUCGUAUUGGAAUAAGACGAUUGAAUCAAUGUUGCUAAAUUAUAAAUUUGAUUUGAUUUUCAAAUUUAUCAUCAAAUGAUUUUAACUGAAUUAAAGGUUGCGUUCUUGAUGCUACAAAUCGAUGCUUUGAAGCGUUUAAUUGACCAAUGCAAACAAAAAAAUUUUAUGAAUUGAUCAAAAAAUGCUUCAAAGUGUUUGAAAGGUCAAGUAGAUUAUAGUGAAAAAUAGUUGAUCAUGGAUAAAUAUAAAUUAGAUAGAAUUCAUCUUUUUACAAAAAUGUAUUCAAAUUUACAAAUGUAGUUAAAUUUUAAUUAAAUUUGAAGGAUCAUGUGAAUAUUUGUAUAUGAACGUAUGAGUCUAAUUGCAAAAUUGUAAAACUGAAUAUUGCAAAAUAUACAAAUUAUUUUUUCAAUAG
Messenger RNA from Solenopsis invicta (red fire ant), 2423 nucleotides. Its product is annotated as E3 ubiquitin-protein ligase RNF14. Gene Ontology annotation, biological process: ubiquitin-dependent protein catabolic process; protein polyubiquitination; positive regulation of proteasomal ubiquitin-dependent protein catabolic process. Gene Ontology annotation, molecular function: ubiquitin conjugating enzyme binding; zinc ion binding; ubiquitin protein ligase activity. Lineage: Eukaryota; Metazoa; Arthropoda; Insecta; Hymenoptera; Formicidae. Gene Ontology annotation, cellular component: cytoplasm; ubiquitin ligase complex. The transcript is spliced from 5 exons. The record is from RefSeq and is a predicted model, not a curated record. Bases 401 to 1918 code for a protein of 505 amino acids.